CACACACACAACUACGCUGCACCAGUCAAUGAGUGCAGACACACAUACACACACAGUCAUACACACAUGCACACAUACACACACCCCUCCGUCUCUAUCUCUGAGACGUACACACAAGGCUCCUCUCUCUUCACUCGCCGGCUCUGUCUUCGCUGUGACAACAUCACCACACCUCAGCUCUGUAAGCUUAGCUAGCUACCUUGCCUCUAACAGAGAACCUUGUCAAUCUGUUAGCUAGCGAGAACCUUGUCAAUCUGUAAGCUAGCUACCUUCCCUCUAACAGAGAGCCUUGUCAAUCUGUUAGCUAGCUAUCUUCCCUCUAACAGAGAGCCUUGUCAAUCUGUUAGCUAGCUACCUUCCCUGUAACAGAGAGCCUUGUCAAUCUGUUAGCUAGCUACCUUCCCUGUAACAGAGAGCCUUGUCAAUCUGUUAGCUAGCUACCUUCCCUGUAACAGAGAGCCUUGUCUGUAACAGAGAGCCUUGUCAAUCUGUUAGCUAGCUACCUUCCCUGUAACAGCGAGCCUUGUUAAUCUUGCUUUGGAGAGACUGGAGGGUGAAGGGAUCCUUCUGGAAAAUGGACACAGACAAUCUGGAGUGGUACAUUAAGAACGAUGCCGACGUGAAGAUAAAGAUGUCCCAGGUGAAACAGGUGGGCCUGCUGGCUGCCGGGUGCCAGCCCUGGAACAAAGAUGUGUGUGCUGCCAGUGAAGACCGGUUCGCUUACUGUGCAACACUUGCUAUAUAUGUCUACCAGUUGGACCACAGAUACAAUGAGUUCAAGCUUCGAGCCAUCAUGUCAGAGCACAAGAAGACCAUCACGGCCAUAUCGUGGUGCCCACACAACCCUGAGGUGUUUGCCAGCGCCAGCGCUGACAACCUGCUCAUCAUCUGGAACGUGGCAGAGCAGAAGAUUGUGGCCAGGCUGGAUAACACCAAAGGCAUCCCAGCGUCUCUGAGCUGGUGCUGGAACGCAGGUGACGGCGUGGCGUUUGUGUCCCACCGGGGCCCUCUCUACCUGUGGGCCAUCAGCGGGCUGGACGCCGGCGUCACCAUCCACAAGGAGGCACACAGCUUCCUGUCCGAUAUCUGUCUGUUCCGCUGGCACCCCGUCAAGAAGGGCAAGGUGGUGUUUGGACACACAGACGGGAGCCUCUCUAUCUUCCAGCCAGGAUCUAAAAACCAGAAGCACGUGUUGCGCCCGGAGUCUUUAGAGGGGACGGAUGAGGAGGACCCGGUCACAGCGUUGGAGUGGGAUCCCCUGUCUACAGACUACCUCCUAGUGGCCAACCUGCACAAUGGCAUCAGAAUGGUAGACUCAGAGGGGCUCACCUGUGUCACUACCUUCAGCUUCCCCAGUUCAGCUGCCUCUGUACAGUGUCUGGCCUGGGUACCCAGUGCACCUGGCAUGUUCAUCACUGGAGAUUCUCAAGUUGGUGUGUUGAGGAUAUGGAACGUGUCCAGAUCUACACCUCUGGACAACUUUAAACUGAAGAAGACCGGUUUCCAUGCUUUACAUGUGUUAAACUCUCCCCCAGCCAAGAAAUCCUUGAGCUCCAUCUCCCCGACAAAGAACCACUACACAUCAUCCACCAGUGAGGCUGUUCCUCCCCCUACUCUAUCCCAGAACCAGGCCUUCUCCCUCCCCCCGGGCCACGCUGUCUGCUGCUUCAUGGAUGGAGGGGUUGGGCUCUACGACAUGGGAGCCAAGAAGUGGGACUUCCUACGAGACCUGGGUCAUGUUGAGACCAUAUUUGACUGUAAGUUCAAGCCAGACGACCCCAACCUGUUGGCGACAGCUUCGUUUGACGGGACCAUUAAGGUGUGGGACAUCAACACCCUCACAGCGGUUUAUACGUCUCCCGGCAACGAGGGUGUGGUCUACUCUCUGUCCUGGGCUCCUGGAGACCUGAACUGCAUAGCCGGAGCCACGUCCCGGAACGGUGCAUUUAUCUGGGAUGUGAAGAAAGGCAAGAUGAUCACACGAUUCAAUGAGCAUGGGAAUAAUGGUAUCUUCUGUAUCGCAUGGAGCCAUAAGGACUCUAAAAGAAUAGCCACAUGUAGUGGCGACGGCUUUUGCAUCAUUAGGACCAUCGACGGCAGGGUCUUACACAAGUACAAGCACCCUGCUGCUGUGUUCGGUUGUGACUGGAGCCAGAAUAACAAAGACAUGAUAGCCACGGGUUGUGAGGAUAAAAACGUCCGUGUGUACUACCUGGCCACCAGUUCUGACCAGCCACUCAAGGUGUUCACGGGUCACCUGGCCAAGGUGUUCCACGUGCGCUGGUCUCCUCUCCGAGAGGGUAUUCUCUGCAGUGGCUCAGAUGACGGGACUGUGCGUAUCUGGGAUUAUACCCAGGAUGCCUGUAUCAACGUGCUGAGUGGUCACACGGCGCCAGUCCGAGGCCUGAUGUGGAACACGGAGGUGCCCUACCUGCUGACCAGCGGCAGCUGGGACUACACCAUUAAAGCCUGGGACACCAGGGACGGAACCUGCCUGGACACCUGCUACGACCACGGCGCUGAUGUUUAUGGCCUGACUUGCCACCCCAGCCGUCCGUUCACCAUGGCCUCAUGUUCCCGGGACUCUACGGUCAGGUUGUGGUCCCUCACUCCGCUCAUCGCUCCGCUCCUGGUCAACGUCCUGGCUGACCACAGCUGGGACGACAUCAUCGGCAACACGGAUCGGGCCAUGGUACCUGGUGCUACCCCUCUGCUCUGUGGGAAGGUGUCCAGAGACAUCAAGCAGGAGCUGGAUAAACUCUCCAGUGAAGUGCGGGUGAAGAAACUCAGGUGGUUCUCCGAAUGUUUCUCUCCACCAGGGGGCAGUCAUAACCUGUGGGACCUGGUGUCAGUGAUCAAUGGGCAGGACGACAGUCUGCUUCCCCAGAGCUACGGCAAGGGCAUCAUGCACAUGAAACACUUGGUCCGCUUCAAAACCUCUGAGGCCCAGGAAUUGACCAUAGUGAAGAUGUCUAAGUUCGGCGGGGGGAUCGGGGCUCCCAGUAAAGAGGAGAAACUGAGAGACGCAGCAGAGAUCCAUCUGAGACUGGGGCAGAUCCAGAGAUACUGUGAGCUCAUGGUGGAACUGGGAGAGUGGGACAAGGCAUUGUCAGUUGCCCCUGGUGUAUCCACAAAGUACUGGAAGAAACUCAUGCAACGAAGAGCCGACCAGCUGAUGCAGGAAGAAAACCAUGAUGUCAUCCCGUACUGCAUCGCCACGGGAGACGUGAGGAAGCUGGUCAACUUCUUUACUGCCAGGGGUCAACUGAACGAGGCGCUGCUAGUGGCUCAGGGAGCUUGUGAAGGCAACAUCCACGUGCCUCAGACCGCCGUAAUCAGCCAUACAACCACUACAGACAGCGACGACAUACAGGCAUAUAACGGGCUACUGCAGUGUGUAUGUAAGGAGCUAGCGGAGUGGUAUUUCCAAGAUGGCCGUGCUGUGCUGGCGGCCUGCUGUCACCUGGCUGUGGGCAACACUGAGCUAGCCAUGGCCAGUCUGAUCCGGGGUAAUGAGCUGGAGCUGGCUGUGUGUGUAGGGCUGGUGUUGGGAGAAUCAGCCAAUCAGGCCACUCACUACGUCCUGGAGCUACUAGCCAGGAAGUACAUGACCACACCCACCUGCUUUUCAUCAGUUGGAAGCAGGGACCUGGCAGCUGACCUUCUGCAGAUGAUCCCAGACAACCAGGUCCUGCUGGCCAAGCUGUGUGCCUUCUACCCUGGGAGCUCCUCAGAGAUAGACCAAAUCCAUGAAAAAUGUGGUCUUCCCAGUCUGGAGGAGUGUCAGGCGUUAGCUGAGUCGGCUAUCAGCGAGGGAGACAUCUUCAAUGCUGUCAAGUACUAUCUAAUGAGUCCAGAACCCGAGGCAGCCCUGCUUGUUGGCAUCACCCACGUCAAAGAACAGCUGAGUGAUUCUGACUGGACUGUAGACUCUGUCCAUCCUAUCCUGGACCUUCUGGGUUACAUGAGAACGGACCGGCUCAUACUUGCCAAGUUCACUGAAGCUCGAAGUGAGCUGCUCAUCCUAUCUGGCUACAUCGGUGCACUGUUGGCCAUCAGAAGACAAUACUCCAGCAUCGUUCCCGCACUUUACGAGUACACCAGUCAGUUGAUGAAGAGGAGAGAGGUGUCUGUUCCCUUACAGAUAGAGCAACUCUCUGUAGAGCUGGAGGCAUGGAUGGCCUGCACACAGUCUCUCAUCAACUCCAGGGGUCCUGAUGAGGCUCCCUACACCCCUCCGUCAGAGGCCCAGAAGGCAGAGCACGCCCGUCUGCUACACAGACUCCAGGAGGAGCCACUCAGGGGCCUGGAGGGGCCCGACUAUGUCACAGGCUCCAACCUGCCCAGCCACUCUGACGUCCAGGUCUCCUGCUUUACCGGACUCAGGAUCCAGGGCCCUGUGUUUUUCCUUGAGGACGGUAAAUCGGCCAUAUCAUUGAACGACGCCCUUAUGUGGGCCAAAGUGAACCCUUUCUCACCUCUGGGGACGGGUGUCCGUCUCAACCCCUUCUAAGAGCCAGCCUAGCCAACGAGGAUGGGCUACAGGACUAAUAGCGUUUGAUUGGUCAGCCUCCAAGGCCAAGGUCCCACGACGGUAAAAGGGCGACGUCAGGACCGACACCUGCUCUUCCUGAGAGAAAGAAGGAGAAGGGAUGGACGUUCCAGAACGAAAGAAGAGAGAUGGAAGAAAGGAUGCUUAAAAUGAGUUCUCUUCACUAUGUGCUUUUUCUAUGUGGUUUACAAUGUGUGCACCACAUGUCAUCCAGUCAACAGUGUUACAGCUUCUCAUAGAAAACGUGUUGCCGUACUUAGACACUGACAAAGAGGUGGUUGAAACGGGUUAUAGUGUUUCUAUGUAGGAGCGAGACCAUUAUAGUACGGCUGUCUUGUUUUAGACACACCGUCUCGUGCACAUCAGUACCAAGACAGACAAGUCGACGAGCUAUGUGAUUCUUAUUAUGCUCAUGGUCAUAGCACCAGCAUCAUUUGACUGAUGAAUACCAUAUUUGUGUUGUAUUGCUGUUGGUUUAACGUUGCGCAAUGUUGCAUCAUCAUUUCUGUUUGUUACAGAAAUCAGUCCGCACACAUACAUGUACAAGAGCAAAGCGUAUGAUGAUGUAGGCUUAUAGUGGUAGUUGAUCGAAAGCAAACAAAUACAGAGAAUCGUACCUGUUAGCCUUUUAUUUAGCUUAGCAUCAAUCAAUCAAAUAAUUGAUGUAGGACUUGAUUGCUUUCGCAUUAAAACAGCUUAGCAGCAUCGUGUCUGUACAGUACUGUGUUUGACUGUGAAUGUCUAAGACUUCUGCUGGACCAAAAAAAAAGGAUGUGGACCUGUAAAGUUGUCAAUUUAAAACCUCUUUUGGCUAGGCGUCCCGCUAGCGAAAACUUCCGGUGAAACAGAAGGUCGUGCAAUUCAAAUAAAUAAUCAUACAAAUGAUGGAUAUUAAACAUUUAGGUACAUACAAGUGUCUUAUAUUGGUUGAAAGCUUAAAUUCUUAUUAAUCUAACUGCACUGUCUGAUUUACAGUAGCCAUUACAGCGUAAGCAUGCCAUGCGAUUGUUUGAGGAUGGCGCCCCACAUCAAAAUAUUUUUCCACCGGCGCAGGUUUCAUAAACUCGCAAAUAGCAAUUAAAUAUUCCCUUACUUUUAAAAAAUCUUUCUCUGAUUUGACAUCCAAAGGGUCCCAGCUAUAACAUGUAGUGUCGUUUUGUUAGAUAAAAUCCUUCUUUAUAUCCCAAAAAGUCUGUUUAGUUGGCACCAUCGAUUUGAGUAAUCCACUCGUUCAACAUGCAGAGAAAGGAUUCCAAAAAUCUAUCACUAAACUUUGUUAAAACAAGUCAAAAAAAUGUUCUAUUGACUCCUCAGAUGCCCUAAAAUGUAAUCAAACUAUAAUAUUUCAUACGGAAAGAAGUAUGUUCAAUAGGAAAACGAUAUUAGCAGGUCCGUCUUGUCCUCAUUGCGCGCAUAUAUACGCAUUUCCAAUAGUGUGUCCUUGUACUAAAACUCAGUAUUCUUACUCAUUUUGGAAAAAACAAGCCUGAAACAUUGAACAUAGAGUGCUGACACCAUGUGGAAGCCAUAGGAAUUGCAUACUGGGAGCUAGAUUUAAUUAUUUCCCUAUACUUUCCACUGUAAGACCAUGGGCUCUCAAAAAAAAAAAAAUCUGGUUGGUUUUUCUUUGGAUCUUCUCCAACCAUAUCUAUUGUGUUAUAGUCUACAUAGUUUUAACAUUCCUCGAAACUUCAAAGUGUCAUCUUUCCAAUGGUAGCAAUUAUAUGCAUAUCUUGGCUUCAGGGCCUGAACAACAGGCAGUUUACUUUGGGCACGUCAGUCAGGCGGAAAUUGAGAAAAAAGGACCCUAGCCCUAACUUAUUUUAACUUGUGAAUAGGUUCUUGUAUUGUACAUAAGACUGUAAUUCCUAUUGAGUACUAUUUCAGGGAUCACAGUUGCUAGCUAGAAGGGGAGGUAGUUGGUACUGUACACGGCUAGGGACUUGCAAGUGUAAUAGCUGUUACGAUACUGGAUCCAUAGAAUUAAAACUCAUAUUCUAUGCUGGGGUCGACGCUUUAAAAUGUCUCUGAGUCUCAUCAGCGUUACCGCGUCAUCAUUCGUAGCCAUCACCUGACUGCAGAAUUUGAAGUGAUUUCAUAAUGAUGACAAGCUUCUGUAUGCAAUUCAUUAUUACUAUCACAAUUUGGCGAACAGGGUGACAGCCUGCUAAGACUAGCUAGCUUAUAUGUUAAACAGAAAGCUGUGAUAAAAAGGCAAUAUUUGAGAAUCUUGAGGUUGUGCCUUAAGAAAGUAGAAAACUAUUUAUCACUGCAACAUAUAGUAUAUUGGUGAGUAGGUACAUUCAUGUAAAGAGAAAAGGUUUUCUUCCUUCUGCUUAAUGAAACAAACAUUUAUUCAGAUAAUUUAUACAAGUAUUGCAUUUUUUUUUACUAAUGUAUUGAUAUUAGUUUUCCACCUAUACUUCAAUUAUCUUCAAAUGCAUUUGUUUUUAUUUAUCUAUGUAUGUAUUUAUUGAUUAUCUUUUACUUAGACAUAUGUACAGUUUGUUUGUACUGCCAUUGCAGUUUAUAAAAUGUGUUCAUGAAAAUAUCAAAAUGUUAGUUUUGUAACAUAAAGACGAUACCAAUGUAAA
Molecule: messenger RNA, 7146 nt
Organism: Salvelinus fontinalis (brook trout)
Lineage: Eukaryota; Metazoa; Chordata; Actinopteri; Salmoniformes; Salmonidae
Product: WD repeat-containing protein 17-like
Exons: 28
Coding region: 575-4513 (1312 amino acids)
Molecular function (GO): protein binding
Source: RefSeq, a predicted model, not a curated record